This is a messenger RNA of Schizophyllum commune H4-8, 833 nucleotides long. RefSeq lists its product as uncharacterized. NCBI's taxonomy places the organism in Eukaryota, Fungi, Basidiomycota, Agaricomycetes, Agaricales, Schizophyllaceae. The coding region runs from base 90 to 578 and encodes 162 amino acids. The transcript is spliced from 2 exons. The record is from RefSeq and is a predicted model, not a curated record.
CCUUGGGCGCGCCUCGCUAGUGGUCGUCACUAGAGCGAAUCCAGACCUACCACUUGAAGCCCUCUCUAUUGCCUCCGGCCCGCCAAUCGAUGCUAUACACUCGCGCACGCGGUACAGUGAGUUCAACGUCUUCGUGGCUUGCCUCGAUGCCGCCCGCCAUUGCACUGUGGAUCCUCAUAAUGGCGCAAGACAAAACAGCUAUCUCUCUCGGAACACCGUCCAAUAUGGCAGUCGAAGCCACGGCCAUUUGCACCUACCGCCUUGUGUGCUCAAAGAUACGUCUCUCUCGGCCUCCUCAAUCGGCCUUUCCUUGGAGGCUUGCAACGAGGCAAAGGUCAGCACGCUGUCGAAGACGUCGGCCACGCAGGCAAACCUUUGACCGCCGACGCCUUGUACUUCCUUCUCCUCCUCGUCUUAGCUUCCUCCUCCCUUCUUCCACCUUCUCCCUCCAUUUAGACACCCAACAGCGCGUCAUCUCACCGACAAACAACUUCGCCAGGUCCAAAUCCCCGCGGAUUACCCAGCAUCCUCCUCGCCCCUGCCCCGCAUCCAGUCUAGCGCAGAGAUCCCGCCUUUGACGAUCGCCUUCUGUAUACCUCGCACGCCCUGCUGUAAUCCUCCGUGCCCUUCUGUAUUCCUCGGAGUCCCAGCGCCUCGCUCCUGCAUCAAAACUCGGCCAAUUAUCGGGUCAGGCGCGCGGGGGCAUGAAUGGCGGUCCCAGUCCGGUGACGCGCCUGGAGGUGCCACAAUGCCCCCGCGCGGGGGCGGGUGAAUGCGAAGUGGAGGUAUCGGGACUUGGCAAGGACUACAUAUAUACCAGCGCUUCCUAUGGA